GCGAGACCCGCAGCUGUUUCGCUCCAAAGCUGAGCCGGGACUGGCUCAUUCCUGGUUCGCUGCCUGCACCUGGCCGAGUCUGGGUGACGGGGAGCCGCGAUCGCCGCGCGAACGUCCUGGUGAGGGAGCUGGAAGACAGGCUUGUAGAACUAUAACGCUGCCUGCAGAGAUUUGAAAAAUGGCAACAAAUGAAAGUGUCAGCAUCUUCAGUUCAGCAUCUCUGGCUGUGGAGUAUGUAGACUCACUUUUACCUGAGAAUCCGCUGCAAGAACCAUUUAAAAAUGCUUGGAACUAUAUGUUAGAUAAUUACACAAAGUUCCAGAUUGCAACAUGGGGGUCCCUCAUAGUUCAUGAAGCCCUUUAUUUCUUGUUCUGUUUACCUGGAUUUUUGUUUCAAUUCAUACCUUUCAUGAAAAAGUACAAAAUUCAAAAGGAUAAACCAGAAACAUGGGAAAACCAGUGGAAAUGCUUUAAAGUACUUCUCUUUAAUCACUUUUGUAUCCAGCUUCCUUUGAUUUGUGGAACUUAUUAUUUUACAGAGUGUUUCAAUAUUCCUUAUGAUUGGCAAAGAAUGCCAAGAUGGUAUAUGCUUUUGGCAAGAUGCUUUGGUUGUGCGGUGAUUGAGGAUACCUGGCACUAUUUCCUACAUAGGCUUUUACACCACAAAAAAAUAUAUAAAUAUAUUCAUAAAAUUCAUCAUGAGUUUCAGGCUCCAUUUGGAAUGGAAGCUGAAUAUGCACAUCCCCUGGAAACUCUAAUUCUUGGAACUGGAUUUUUCAUUGGAAUCGUACUUUUAUGUGAUCAUGUAGUUCUUCUUUGGGCAUGGGUGACCAUUCGUUUGCUAGAAACUAUUGAUGUCCACAGUGGUUAUGAUAUUCCUCUCAACCCUCUAAACCUCAUCCCUUUCUAUGCUGGUUCUCGGCAUCAUGAUUUUCACCACAUGAACUUCAUUGGAAACUAUGCUUCAACAUUUACAUGGUGGGAUAGAAUUUUUGGAACAGACUCUCAGUUUAUUGCCUACACUGAAAAGAUGAAGAAGGUUGAGAAAAAAGACUGAGUAAAUAUCUAUUUAAACCUUCCUGAAGACAUACGUACAUUUUCCUGAAUUAAACCUAGUAGCUAACAUUGCUUUUGGGGAGCAGAAAUAAAUGUGUCUUGGCUGCUAAGUGAUAAAAAAAAAAAUUAACAACCUUUAUCUUUCUAGUGAGAACUUUCUCCAUUCAAGUUCUGUAUGUGUAGAAAUAAGAAAGGAAGUUUUAAAGGCCAUGUUGGUUUUACGUAAUGGAAAAAGUAUUAAUCUAUGUCUUUUCACCCAGUAAUGCCAUAGGUCUGAAGUUGAAAUUGGUCUUUGAAUCUUCUGAAUAUAUAGUGGGCAUUUCCAAAACUCUGGUAGUGGAUGUUGGCCUCAUUGAACUUGAGACAGUUGUUUUAGGAUUUGCCUAAAGAUCAAAAUGUCAUGCGUUGAAUGACAUCAAUUGCUACAAAGUGAGUAAGGCUGCAAAAUGAGGACUAGCCAGCACCGAGAAUUUACACUCUGUGUGGAGCUGACUAAUUUAGGGUGAUUCUCUUUCUUUGAGAAGUCCUUUUGCAUUCCAAUGUACUACUGGCGUCUCUUAAGACAUUUUGGAUUGAUGGAAGUGGAAUAUUUUCGUCUAAAGGUUUUCAAGUUUCUUGAACUUUUUUAAAAAAUGAAGCUUUAUUUCUGUUUACUUGUUAAUAUUUGAAAAUCAGGUUUUUAUUAUACUUAAAGCUGUAUCUUGAAACUUUGUGAACUGACUUGGUGUAUUUGCACAUUGAGCUAUUGAAAUAAAUGUGAUUUUUUUUUGUCUGAUUA
This is a messenger RNA of Hipposideros armiger (great roundleaf bat), 1834 nucleotides long. It is a transcript of the gene MSMO1, whose product is annotated as methylsterol monooxygenase 1. Gene Ontology annotation, biological process: lipid biosynthetic process. Bases 179 to 1057 code for a protein of 292 amino acids. The transcript is spliced from 6 exons. Lineage: Eukaryota; Metazoa; Chordata; Mammalia; Chiroptera; Hipposideridae. The record is from RefSeq and is a predicted model, not a curated record. Gene Ontology annotation, molecular function: iron ion binding; oxidoreductase activity.